AAUAAUUAACGACAGUCCCUUUGAGUGUGAUAUAAUAACCCGAGAAGUUACCUUUUACAGCAAAAAAAUUGCUCUACUAUUCAAAACCAUUAAGUUGUGAACACUAUGCCAUACGUCAAUCCCAAACUCGUCGCAGCCAUUCCUCAGGCAAUGUUGGACACGUUGCCAGUUGCAUAUCCACCGGUAGGAGUCGUACCGAACUUUGCAAAUCCAGCCACGCGGGUUCCUGUUAUUUUGGGCAUUAGUAUAGCAUUUUUUGUGCUGGGUGUUGUUUGCUUCAUAAUUCGUAUCUAUACCAGAAUCGCACUUAAAAAGAUUUGGAGGUGGGAUGAUUGUGAGUGUGUUCUGACUUCUAACCAGACAUGACACUGACUAGCUUCAUCAGUAACCUGUGCACUAGGCUUUGUAAGUAUGCCUACCGCGCUUAUGAAAACGAAGUCAGAGCUCCAUCUAAUGUGAUAUGUGUAGAUGUUCAGUCUAGCGUAUUUUGGGGCGGCAGUUAACGGUAAGUGAAUUUCCGAGUCAAGAACCUGUGGGGCUAAGGCUACAAAGGGUGCCUGCACGGGGCAGCAGGCCGACACCAAUGGGAGAUGUACUUAUCUCAAGCCCUUGGGAAAGCUAGUCUAUACGUAUGGAAUAUAAGAAUGUCUAUAUUUUGAGCAUGCUACUAAUGAAUAAUAGCACAGCUACAUCGCCGUGGUCAUGGUCACUCCAGCUUUAGGCCUCAUCAAAUUCAGCCUCUUCAUUCAAUAUUAUUUACUAUUCAGUCUCAUGCGAUGGGUCAGAAUUUAGUGUGUGGAUUGGAGCUACGCUUUACGGUCUCUUCUACAUCACUGUCAGCAUCACAGCCUUCGUAAUGUGUAGUCCUUGACAUGGGGAAACCAUGCUUGAGACCAUACUGUCAGAGCAUUAUUUUAAAUUUGCCUAGUUCACUAUUCCGACCGGCGUGAUCGGUAUGCUGGUGGACUGGUAUCUUUUCCUUCUUCCAAUUCCGGCUUGUCUUAGCUUUGCAAAUGUCUACUGCAAAGAAGAUUGGUGUGUUGAUCAUCUUUAUGACCGGAGGCCUGUGAAUACUCUGCUGAAUUAAGCACAGAAUACCCAGAAAAAAACUAACUUGGUGUUUAGAGCUGCCAUUGCCUCCAUGAUAAACCUGUACUACCGCGUCAAACUUCAAAGUGAUCCCAGUGACGCGACUUGGAAAGUCGGCUAUGUCUUGCUCUGGACGUAUGGUUCAUUAUUCAAUCCAAUUAUCAAAAGGCUGACCGCACACAGGAAUAUUGAGACAUUUGCCGGUGUCGCUGCCUCUAGCAUGCCUACUGUCCAUCAAUUUUUCAGCGGAUGGAGUUUCUCUCUUGCAUCCUGGAAAGCAUCACUCAAGUCCAGCCUCAUACAUCUGCCCGGCAGGAAUAAGCGAGAAAAGCUCUCAGGUGAUCACCAGCCCGGAUUCACAGCUUGGCCCGGUGAUGAUGUAGGCAAUUCUGGGGGUCAUAAAGGUAUCAGAAUGAAUGAACUGGACCUGACCGCCUAUGACCGAGUAGAGCCUGAGAACCCUAGAGUUGCAGAUCCAGAAUCUCAGAUUCGUCUGACACAUUUUAUACUGUCACCAGAGAGCAAAUGCGCGAGCGCCAUGGCCGAUUGCACAUCUGGGAAGUGUCAGCCAUACCGGACGUAGCAUGAGUGAUGCCCUGGAAUGUUUCUUUUACUGAAUUUGGUGGUUCCGUGGACGGUCAAUUUGAUACGACCACAAGAUGGGAUUCAAAACAAGCAGCCUAGGAUAAAAUGCAGACACGACGUCUAAGAAAACCGGGAAUUAUGGGUUGGUGUCUGUAUUCAUUAGUUAUAUUGGAAUUUAAAAAUAAAUCGAGCAGACUUCCCCGAGUACUAAAUGACUAGACUA
Molecule: messenger RNA, 1897 nt
Organism: Sclerotinia trifoliorum
Lineage: Eukaryota; Fungi; Ascomycota; Leotiomycetes; Helotiales; Sclerotiniaceae
Source: the annotation of a GenBank genome assembly